GCAAUUUUAUGUGAUUAUAAUAAAGUACCGAGUCUUUAAAGUGAUUUUUAGGAAACACGUUUAUAUAAAAUGCCCAAAGAAAAACUAAACCGGAAACGUAAACACGAACCGAAGCCAGAGGAGGACGUCGAAUAUCAAAUCGAUGCCCCAAAACAAAAAUUCCGACCUUUUGACCAGCAGGCGCAAGCAGAAGAGGAACAUUUGUCGCAAAUUCUUUUCGGCGGAGCUCAAACUUUCUUACAAUGUUUAGAAGAAGCAGAGCAAGAAGCAGGCCCCUCACAGACCAAUGCAGAUUCGGGAGUUGGAGAGGACGACAGCUCUGAUAGCGAUGAAAAUAUUCGCAAACCGGCAUGGACAGAUGAAGACGAUGAUGGUAUUGAAGUGGGCCAAGCUCUGGACGCACAGAGGCGCAAACUUCCAUCGGGAGGUAUCAACAGCCGGAACAACAAAUAUUCAAACCUGCUUAAGCACAAAUUCCAGACUGCCGUUGGUACUCCUAAGUGGGCAGCUUUGGGUAAAUCAAAACAUACGGAUUCAGAUUCAGAUGAGGAGAUAUUGCGAACCUGUGGUUUCAUAAAUAAAACAUCUAAAACCACAUUACCUUCUACUUUACUCGAAUUCAAGAAAGUUAAGGACUUGAACUGCGAGACAUAUUCAGAGGGCCCGUACAUCAAUGCUGUGGAAUUUCACCAAACAUCUACCGUUGCUUUAGUUGCAGGAAACGGAGGUGUUACUUCUUUAUUUGCUGUUGACGGGAAGCGCAACAAUAAACUACUUAGCAUAGCCUUUGAACGUUUCCCAAUUAUAUGUGCAAAAUUCACACAAAACGGCAACGAGGCUAUACUAGGAUCGAGACAUUCACAUCUAUUUAAUUUCGAUUUAUUAGCAGCCAAAGCGACGCGAUAUAACCUUCCUCAAGGCCUAACACAAUGUAAAAACUUUAUCGUUUCUCCCGAUUCACAAUUCAUCGCCAUCGCUGGGAAAUGGGGAGAGGUACACAUCUUAACGGCAGCUUCUAAGGAAAGGAUAGCUCUACUGAAGCAAGAUUCUGAAGUGACAGCUCUAACAUUCAAUCCGAGAGGCAAUUUGCUUUUUGGACAUAGCGAUACCAGUGAAGUAACUGUUUGGGAUAUGAAUAUGCAUAGAGUAAAGCACAAAUUCACCGACGAAGGUUGUAUACAAGGCACUACGUUAGCCAUCUCUUCGUCGAACCAAUUCAUAGCAGCAGGCUCGGCUCAAGGAGUGGUAAAUUUGUACGGGUUGGAGGAUGUCUUACAGAACAAGCUGCCUAAACCUAGAAAAACGAUUCUUAAUCUAACUACAGGAAUAAGUGAUUUAAAAUUCAACCCCUCCUCGGAAAUAUUAGCGUUUUGUUCGGCGGAUAUUCAGAAUUCCGUUAAAUUAUUCCAUAUAGGUUCAGGGACUGUUUUUAAUAAUUUUCCCUCGUUUGGAACCAAAAUAGGUAAUAUUAACAAACUGAACUUUUCCCCAGGCAGCGGGUACAUCGCCUUCGGGAAUAGGAAAUCGAUAGUUCCUUUAUAUCGGUUGAAGCAUUUCAAAAAUUACUAACACCCCAGUCACCUGUAAGAGGUCGCUCACUGUACUAAUCAUGAUAAAUAUUUGGAUGUAAAAGUCUAGAUGGUGUAAUCGUAAUAGAAAAAUGUAGCUAUUUUUAAAUAUAAAUGUUUGAAAAUUAUAUAGGGAAGAGAUUAUCCGUGUGUAGUAAUUUUCGAGUAUCGGAAACUUUUAACCACUUUCUGUAAAAAUCACGUAUGUGGAUGCACAUUUAUGAUUAAAUUCCAAAUAAAUCAUAUCGUGUUAAUAUGCAUUUAGCGUAUAGUUAUGUUUUUCCCAAUUUUUAUACACAGUUUGGGGCAAGUGAAAAAAUUAUCAUUGUACUUUAUAUCAAUGUUGAAGCUUACAAUUAAUCGUAUUGUGAAGUAUUCUUUCUUUAAACAGAGAAAAGAUGAAUCUCAUCGAGGACAGUUAUAAUAAUUUUUUUUUGAUAAACAAAAAACAGGUUUCGGGAAAUUUUUGAGUAUAAUUAAAUUAUAUUUUUUUCUAAUAUGGCAAUUUUGUUUUCACAGUUCUUUUAAAA
Messenger RNA from Anoplophora glabripennis (Asian longhorned beetle), 2098 nucleotides. RefSeq names its product U3 small nucleolar RNA-associated protein 18 homolog (gene wcd). The transcript is spliced from 2 exons. Lineage: Eukaryota; Metazoa; Arthropoda; Insecta; Coleoptera; Cerambycidae. The record is from RefSeq and is a predicted model, not a curated record. The coding region runs from base 70 to 1569 and encodes 499 amino acids. Gene Ontology annotation, cellular component: Pwp2p-containing subcomplex of 90S preribosome; small-subunit processome. Gene Ontology annotation, biological process: rRNA processing. Gene Ontology annotation, molecular function: protein binding.